This is a messenger RNA of Parastagonospora nodorum SN15, 954 nucleotides long. RefSeq lists its product as hypothetical. The record is from RefSeq and is a predicted model, not a curated record. The transcript is spliced from 2 exons. NCBI's taxonomy places the organism in Eukaryota, Fungi, Ascomycota, Dothideomycetes, Pleosporales, Phaeosphaeriaceae. Bases 1 to 954 code for a protein of 317 amino acids.
AUGCAAAACCGAUCUCGAACAUCGCUUAUACAUCUUCCUCAAGAGCUCCAAGACGUUAUCGCCAACUUCAUCCUCGAUGAACACGGCAGAAGACACAGCCUCUUGAAUUUAUCUUACACUUGCAAACGACUUCGAGCUUCAUGUUUGCCCAUGAUCUACGAAAACAUUGAAGUUCACGGCUACCUUCCCAGAUCGUGUGUAAGAAUCUUUUCUCCAAAUACAAAGCACCUCGAACUGGCAAGAACUCUUUCAACUUCAUCUGCCUCCGUGGGUCAAUACAUCAAGACACUCGAGCUCAAAGGCGUGGAGCCAGAACAAGCCAUCGCAGAGCAGAUCCUGGAGCAUACAACUAGUCUCAAGACUUUUGUCUACCAAUUCGAAGUCCAAUGCAACUACGAUGGAUUAGGUACGUGGCCGAACGCGCAGACUCUUACGCGUGCACUGGCGAAUGUCGGGCAGACUCUGGAGCAUCUGGAAGUCACGCAUCAGUUCCAAAGCGAUUUAUUCGGCCUGAUGGGACCGUUCUUUCCACCUCGCGCCUUAAUUUUCAAAGAGCUGGUAGUGCUCAAGAGUCUCUCUGUAACUCUCAGCCUGCUGUUGGGCUGGCGUCCUGACAGUACUACCCGUCUUGCGGAAACGCUUCCGAGUGGUCUAGUCCGUCUGAGUAUCGAAUAUAGCCCGCAGAUGCCUGAAGAUUGUCAAUGGCAAGCUGAGGACGUAUUGCGAGUAUUGGAAGAAUUUGUUGCGGGAAAGAGAUGGAUGAAGACCACGCCGCAUCUAGAUUCGAUCACUUUGAACGACACAAUCUGGUCUCCAGACAAGGGCCAGCAGGAGAAGACCCGUAAAGCUGCAAAAGACAUGUUCGAGCAAAAUGGGCUGCAAUGUUUUGCGUCAAGAGUUGGCGUAUGGGACUGGGAAGAUGAUGAUGACUCAAAUAUUCGAAGUCGACACUAG